Molecule: messenger RNA, 1110 nt
Organism: Eruca vesicaria subsp. sativa (arugula)
Lineage: Eukaryota; Viridiplantae; Streptophyta; Magnoliopsida; Brassicales; Brassicaceae
Source: the annotation of a GenBank genome assembly
ACAUCACACUACUCUUCGAACAAACAAAAGCUCUUUUCUUCCAAAAUUUCUAAAAUAAACCCAUAAACUUUCCCUUCCAUAAUCUAUUCCCCCAAAUGGGUCAGUUCCUGAACCUCACCGUGUUGGUGACCAUUCUGGUUCUGACAAUGGUCGGAACUGCUUACUCCGGUAACUUCAACGAAGAGUUCGACUUGACAUGGGGUGACCACAGAGGCAAAAUCUUCAGUGGAGGCAAAAUGCUCUCACUGUCACUAGACCGGGUUUCCGGGUCGGGUUUUAAAUCCAAGAAAGAAUACUUAUUCGGAAGAAUCGACAUGCAGCUCAAGCUCGUCGCCGGGAACUCCGCCGGAACCGUCACUGCUUACUACUUAUCUUCGGAAGGACCAACACACGACGAGAUAGAUUUCGAGUUUCUUGGUAACGAGACAGGGAAGCCUUAUGUUCUUCACACUAAUGUCUUCGCACAAGGCAAAGGAAACAGAGAACAACAGUUUUACCUCUGGUUCGACCCAACCAAGAACUUCCACACUUACUCUCUUGUCUGGAGACCUCAACACAUCAUAUUUAUGGUGGAUAAUGUUCCAAUCAGAGUAUUCAACAACGCAGAGCAACUUGGUGUUCCGUUUCCCAAGAAGCAACCAAUGAGGAUUUACUCGAGCCUAUGGAACGCUGAUGACUGGGCCACGAGAGGUGGUUUGGUUAAGACUGAUUGGUCCAAGGCUCCUUUCACAGCUUACUACAGAGGCUUCAACGCUGCCGCUUGUACCGUCUCUUCAGGGUCGUCGUUCUGUGAUCCUAAGUUCAAGAGCACGUUCAGUAAUGGUGAAUCUCAAGUGGCUAAUGAGCUUAAUGCUUAUGGGAGAAGAAGGUUGAGAUGGGUUCAAAAGUAUUUCAUGAUUUAUGAUUAUUGUUCCGAUCUUAAAAGGUUUCCUCAAGGGUUCCCACCGGAGUGUAGGAGGUCUAGAGUCUAAGAAACAAUGAUUCUAUGUCUUGUUGUUUAGUGCAAAUUCUCUUUGUUGUUGCUCUAUUAUUAAUAAAUUGAUUUUCUUCAUUGGAUUUGGUUAUUGUUUCAAUGCGCAUAUUCAUUCUUACGAGUCAAUAAAUGUGUCA